GACUCUAUUCGAUUCCUGAGAAUUUUCGCGAGGAAUCCUGACUAUAUCCUGCCGACCAGGGUGGAACGAACCACGAGAUGAUGAACGCCUGCGCGUACCUGGACCAAGUGGUGAACGAGACCCUCCGGUUCUAUCCCAUCGCCACUCGGCUCGAACGGGUAUGCACCAAGGACUGCAUCAUGGAUGGGAUGGAAUUCAAGAAGGGGGAUCUCAUCUGCUUCCCAAUCUACGCUGUUCAUCAUUCGCUUGAAUACUAUCCCGAUCCUGAAGUGUUCGAUCCAGAUCGGUUUUCACCGGAGAAGAAGUCGAAGAUCCCACAAGGAGCCUUUCUUCCGUUUGGAAUUGGCCCCCGGAACUGCAUCGGGAUGAGAUUUGCACUCGAAGAGGGGAAACUGGCACUGUGCCACCUCAUCCAUUCCUUCCGUAUCCUCAAAUGCGCGGAAACACCUGUGCCUCUCAAGUUCACUCCGGGAGUCCUCAUGCUCAUGCCCGACAGGACCAGCCCGAUCAGAGUCAAACUGGAGAGUCGAAUCUGAUGGCGGCGAGACUCCUCGGGAUCACUUGGGCGAUUUUUCAUGUGCUUCCUUGCUUUGCUUCGAGAAAGAUGGUGCAUGCUUUGUCCUGGAAUUUGCGUGAUUUGGAGAAUAAAAUUAUUAUCAUGA
Molecule: messenger RNA, 662 nt
Organism: Darwinula stevensoni
Lineage: Eukaryota; Metazoa; Arthropoda; Ostracoda; Podocopida; Darwinulidae
Source: the annotation of a GenBank genome assembly